This is a messenger RNA of Hibiscus syriacus, 1241 nucleotides long. RefSeq names its product choline-phosphate cytidylyltransferase 1-like. Gene Ontology annotation, biological process: CDP-choline pathway. Lineage: Eukaryota; Viridiplantae; Streptophyta; Magnoliopsida; Malvales; Malvaceae. The record is from RefSeq and is a predicted model, not a curated record. The transcript is spliced from 8 exons. Gene Ontology annotation, molecular function: choline-phosphate cytidylyltransferase activity; phosphatidylcholine binding. The coding region runs from base 40 to 975 and encodes 311 amino acids.
UCCAUUUCCAUUUUUCUUCUUAAUUCUAGAAUCUCCGCCAUGAACAACGAAUCCUCUUAUGGGAGCACCGGUAACAAUAGCAACAACCCCGUUCCAGAUCGCCCCGUCCGUGUUUACGCCGAUGGGAUCUACGAUCUCUUCCAUUUUGGCCACGCUCGUUCCCUCGAACAAGCCAAGAAAUCGUUUCCCAACGCGUAUUUGCUGGUUGGAUGUUGCAAUGAUGAGACUACCCAUAAGUACAAGGGCAAAACUGUGAUGACCGAUGUAGAACGUUAUGAAUCCCUUCGCCAUUGCAAGUGGGUUGAUGAAGUCAUUCCUGAUGCCCCGUGGGUGAUUGAUCAAGAAUUUCUAGAUAAACACAACAUUGACUAUGUGGCUCAUGAUUCGCUUCCCUAUGCUGAUGCCAGUGGAGCCGUGAAUGAUGUGUAUGAGUUUGUUAAAGCUGCUGGCAAGUUCAAGGAGACCAAACGAACUGAAGGUAUUUCUACAUCAGAUAUCAUUAUGAGAAUUGUUAAAGAUUAUAACCAGUACGUGCUGCGGAACUUGGACCGUGGAUACUCAAGGAAAGAGCUUGGAGUUAGCUAUGUGAAGGAAAAGAGAUUGAGAGUGAAUAUGAGACUGAAGAAACUACAAGAAAAAGUUAAGGAACAACAAGAAAAAGUGGGAGAAAAGAUGCAAAUUGUUGCUAUGCACCGUAAUGAGUGGGUGGAAAAUGCUGACCGAUGGGUUGCGGGAUUUCUUGAGAUGUUUGAAGAAGGUUGCCACAAAAUGGGCACUGCUAUCAGAGAUCGAAUCCAAGAGCGGUUAAAGGGGCAGCUGCUGCUAGACGGCAAGGACAGUGAAGAUGACGAAGAGGUAUAUUAUUAUUAUGAUGAUGAUUAUUAUUAUGACGACGACAAUGAUGAUGAAUACUACGAUGAUGACAAUGAAUAUCAUGAUGACAAAGAUGAGAAAAAUGAGAAAGGAAAGAACUAAAUUUGCUUCUGCAUGGUUGCCGGUUGCAAUUAACUAAUUAUGUUGACGUUAUAGCUAAAUGUAGCCAGGCUUUGAGCAGAAAGCUGUAUUGUAGUUCGUUUAUCCAUGCUGUGUUAGCAACAAUACUCGUCUCCCUAUGGUUCGGAUCCGUGUUUCUGUUUGCUAAAAUUUUGUCCCCAGAUCUUCCCUGUUCUUAUCAUGUACGUUGGUAAGAUGCAAGGGCUUGUACUUUUUUUCAUUUCGGCUACAGGACAUUUAAGUUUUAU